AUGAAGCUGACCUGCAUGUUCUCCUUCACCCUGCUCUUCGGAGCCGCUGGGCUCGUCCUCUUCAUUCACCUGCAAGACCUCUCUGAAAUAGUGCAGCAGCAGAUACCAGGGUGGGUUGGUCCCUCCGGCGCUUCCAGGGAGGAACCGCGAACCGGCGACACAGGACCCCAUCGGGAUGACUGGGGCGACUGCAGCGACGGCCGGGGACCAGGUGGCUGCAGCAGCAGGCAGAGAUCUUCACCUGGGGACUGGCGCAGCGAUGUCCAGUCACCCAGGGGGAGCAAAGCAGCGAACAGGGGGAGCACAAGCGACAUCUGGGUGCUUGGGGAGAGAGGAGUAGGGAAGAGCUGUGGCCGAUGGUGCAGACUCCUAGGCUCCAGGUCUAGCCCAGGGAGGGCUAGGCAGCAAGGGGCAAGGUGCUGGAGACAGCUGGGUUUUUCGUGCCUGCUCCCAUUUCUGGAGCAGCAGCAGCUUCAGCUCGGAUCCAAAUUGAAUUUAAAAGCAGGACAGACUACAAGAAAGGACUUGUGCACCUACAACAGUACCUUUGGAAAAACAGAGGAGAGCGAAUCAGUGCAAAGGCCAAACCAGGAUUCAUUAUCUGGCGCAGUCUCACCAAUGCAGUUUCCUGCUUUUGACAGAACACAAAACCCAAAGCCACACAGCUCCAGAGAACUGGAAGGGAAUGUCCCGGACGUCCGCACUGUGGGAAUCACAAAGAGACAGAGGCAGCUCUUGCUUAAAAACACACCCUAUUUCAAAGCUCUCAAUAGCUCCACCGUGGCCACAUCUGUGCAAGGAGACACAAAGUGGGAUAAACUGUACAAGACUCAGGAGGAAAGGAAACGGCUCAUCAGAGAUGUCUGUGCCAAAUACAAAAGCAACAGUAAGAAGACUAUCACGCCCCACCACGUCUCCAGGAUCUUUGUGGAGGACAAGCACAAACUGUUAUACUGUGAGGUUCCUAAAACGGGCUGCUCCAACUGGAAGAGGGUUUUGAUGGUCCUGGAGGGGUUUGCAUCCUCGGUGAAGGACAUCCAGCACAACACAGUGCACAAUGGGAAUCACCUGAGGAGGCUGGAUAGUUUCGACAAGCAGGGAAUCCACAAGAGACUCCACACCUACACUAAGGUACUUUUUGUCCGAGAGCCAUUCGAGAGGCUGGUGUCAGCUUUUCGGGACAAGUUCGAGCAUCCUAACAGUUACUACCACCCCGUCUUCGGGAAGCCCAUAAUUUCGAAGUACCGGGUCAAUGCCUCCAGGGCGGCGCUAAGAACAGGUUCUGGCGUGACCUUCAAAGAAUUUCUGCAGUACCUGCUUGAUGUGCACAAGCCUGUGGGGAUGGACAUUCACUGGGACCACGUCAACAGGCUGUGCAGCCCCUGCCUCAUCGAUUAUGACUUCAUAGGCAAGUCUGAAAGCAUGAGGGAGGACGCUAACUUCUUGCUUCACCUGACUGACGCCCCAAAGAAUUUGACUUUCCCCACCUUCAAAGACCGGCACUCCAAUGAGGAAAGGACAACUACUAAAAUCACCAAGCAGUAUUUUGCACAGAUAGCACCUUCUGAAAGGCAAAGAGCCUAUGAUUUCUAUUACAUGGACUAUCUAAUGUUUAAUUACUCAAAGCCUUUUAAAGAUUUAUAUUAA
This is a messenger RNA of Polyodon spathula (Mississippi paddlefish), 1647 nucleotides long. RefSeq names its product carbohydrate sulfotransferase 8-like. Lineage: Eukaryota; Metazoa; Chordata; Actinopteri; Acipenseriformes; Polyodontidae. The record is from RefSeq and is a predicted model, not a curated record. The transcript has 5 exons. Gene Ontology annotation, molecular function: sulfotransferase activity. Bases 1 to 1647 code for a protein of 548 amino acids. Gene Ontology annotation, biological process: proteoglycan biosynthetic process; carbohydrate biosynthetic process. Gene Ontology annotation, cellular component: membrane.